AUGGCUGCUGGAGAGAAACAUCAUUUCUGUACCACAGCCUGGGCGCGGCUGAGCAUCGACAUUUCCUACCUGGUCGGGCUGAAGGUACCCCAUGUGGCCACCUUGGGUUGGCACACCUCACUGCACGCGGGCCCCGGCCUCCAGUGGCGCGCGGGGCCUUUGGCCGCGCGCAAAACGGCCUUUGUGCCCCGGAACGUGCUGACACGGCGGGUACAAGGUCAGCUGUUUGCUGCGAUGUUGGGGCACUUCAACCAGUUGCCUUGGGUGCAAAGCGCGGGCAUUGAAGUUGAGGUUUGGCAAGGAGGCUUCGAGAGCAUCAACCGCGAUGCUGGUGAUCCUUGGCGGGGCCAGGCGCACGGAAGGAUUUGGUGGAGUGACGCCGUAGAGUAUAUGGCAGCCGUAUAUUUGGCUGGUGACAUCACCCUGCUGACCUUCAAUGAGCUUUAUGCCAUGCAGGUGCCCACGUUGGUCCCAGAGAUCGGCUGGCAAGCCAGGAUCAUGGCCGACAUGUGCAACACUGGCAUUGGUUGGUUCUUCAAGCAUUCGCCCCUUUACAACUUGCCCGAGGGUGAGGAGAACUUUGCCUUCACCCCCUGGGGCUGUGACUCCCUGGAUCGCUUGCGCUAUUGGCUCCAGACCGCGGAUGCCUGGCGCUAUCCUCACGUGGUCCACGUCACGUCUUUCGUGGACCUCUAUCAGCACUUGCUGCGCUGGGCCAACGACCCUACUGAGCCCCAAAGGCGAAGCGAAGCGAUGGCAAAGUUCCAUCUGGAUUUGAGUAUCAGGAGCCUGGCUUACUUCCGCUCACUCCUCGCGGCCAAGUUGCCCCUGCCGGUGGUCGAGGCGCCCACGUCCAAAGGUGUCGUGGCGGCGCUUCAGGUUUCAGCGCUGCACACCUUGCGCAGGACGCGAGCUUCGCGAACGCGAAGGCGAACGCGACGCGAGCAACCAAGCGAGCUUCGCGAGGCGACGACGAGGCGAAAGACUUCGGGGCGGGACAAGUGGCGCUCGGUGCCGCGAGAUGGAUGGGGAGAGGUGGGUCAUCCCGAGCUGGGUCAUGUUGAGGCCUUGGAGGAACUAGCCACCGGGACAAUUUCCAUCCGCGGGCCCUUCGAUGACACCGUGCUGCAGACGCUGGGCUUGCGGCAAAACGGGAUGAAUUGGUUCGACGAAGUGACGGAGGUGCUGGUGCUCGGGCUUCAGGAAGCUUCGGGUGCAAAAGACAUGAGACCUGGGCACCAUUUGGGCACGACAAAGCUCAAUUCGUGGUGCAGCAUCCAGAGUGAAGAAAGCGAUACGACCAAGAGCCGCCUGAGGAUCUUGCAGACCACUAUCGAGCAGACGCUGAAGGCGUUCUGCGCUCAAAGAGCCUCAGCUGCGUUCAACCCGGUUUGGGUCCAAAACUGCGUUGGGCAGUCCGAUGGCGAGACUGAAAAAUGUGAGGCGGUAGAGGUUUCAAGCAGAAACAACAAAGACUGUUUGCAAUAUCACCUGGAUUAUGCAUAA
Durusdinium trenchii is the source of this 1506-nucleotide messenger RNA. The record is from the annotation of a GenBank genome assembly. NCBI's taxonomy places the organism in Eukaryota, Dinophyceae, Suessiales, Symbiodiniaceae.